UCUGCAGGAAUAACAGAUGAGGACCGGCUGUGCCAUGCGGACUUGAAGCCCCCUUCCCCUGCAGUAGAAUGGGUUUGACUCUCUGACACACACACACACACACACACACACACACACACACACACACACACACACACACACACGCACACACGGGAACCACGCUGACCAGCAGACAACCAACCGGUGCUCCCUGGUUUCCUAGGACAGACGGGUUUGAGGGACAGAUGGAAGGCAAGCGAGGAAAAACAGAGGAACAUGGAUACUAGGAGGGGAAAGAUGAAAGGAGAAAAGGCUGUGUGAGAACGGAGGGAUCAGAGGGAGGAGAGGAACCGCAGCUCGAGCAGAUCUGGCCAGGUGAGAGGAAGGUAGGACAGAAGAAGGAUGCUGCGAGGAGAGCAUGGUGAAUACCAACGUCAGUACCACACACUGGGCAACGCGGCCCGCCGCUUCUCCAACCCAGAUGUCGAGGCAAUGGCCAAGCUGCAUGCAGGGGAUGCUGAGAGACAGCGGGGCAAAUAUCCACCUCAGCAUGCUGCUACCCUCGUCAGUGCCAAUUGUUCACGCCAGCAGCAACCACAUUACUGGAGCUUUAAGGCGAGGACUCCGCGUGCCAGUGGUGGUGGAGGUCAUCACUCUCUUGCCGAUCAGGGUGGAGGACGGUCGCUCUACGCCUCGGCAGAGAACCUAGAGACCAUGGGAGACGCUGAUCUUGCUCUAGGCUUCAGCCGCUCCAACCGCCUCAGACAGAGCCUACCGCUUGCCCGCUCUCCCAGCCAGAACAAGCUCCGCCCACCAGGCGUUCUGUUCCUGCAGUUUGGAGAUGAGACACGGCGUGUUCACCUCAGCCAUGAGCUGAGCAGCAUGGAGACUCUGCAUGCGCUGAUUGUCCAUGUGUUCCCUCAGCAGCUGAAUAUGAGCGCGCUCCGCUCGCCCGCCACCGCCAUCCUCAUCAAAGACGAGGCACGCAACGUCUUCUACGAGCUGGAUGACCCUCGCCGGAUCCACGACCGCUGCGUCCUCAAGAUCUACUGCCGAGACACCGCGUACAGCACUCACCAUCACACGCACCACGGCCAUGUCACCAACGGAGACCUGCGGCAGAGGGAGCUAGCGUACACCUCGCGUGAAUCUUCUCCGACUCGCCGCUUGAACGCCCACCCUUCAUCCUCUUCUCCGUCAGCCUCCCCGUCCCGCCCGCAUGCCCGCCUUUCUUAUGCGUCUGUUCGGCCUUCCUCAUACGCUGGUCCACCCCCAUCCCCUCAGCCCCACGCUUACCAGCACCAGAAUCCCAACCACCCUGCCUUCUGCCCCUCCUCCAGCGCCAUCUUGGAGCGACGGGAUGUCAGACCGGACGAGGAGGCGCCAGCAUCACCAUCAAAGAGUGUGGUGCUCCUGAAGAACGAGGCAGCGUAUGCUGAUCCGUACGCACUCGUCCAUGGUGUGGCUUCACCCCAAUCGCUCGCUUUUCGACGAGGAUCACUGCGGUCCCUAAGCCCGUAUUCAGCUGCUGCUCUGCAUUGCGAAAUUGAUGCUGCCCUCUACAGGCCUGGAGGACCACUCUAUGCUGAGCCUUACGGCCCGAUGGGCUUCCGAACUUUGCCACCUGCAUCACCGCAGAAGCUGGAGCCGUACAGGGGUCACUCAGGUCGGGGAUCACCGGGACGGCAAGGAUUCCGAAAAGAUGGGACGGUGUAUGUAGAGGGUCAUAAAGCACGAGUCGGGGGCCCUUUGCUGGACCAGAUGUGUGUGAUGGGUGGAGCAGGAGGUGAGGGAGUCGCCCUUGCGGGAUACGAAACCGAUACAAGGGAGCGAAUGGAGGCCAUGGAGAAGCAGAUAGCCAGUUUGACUGGUCUGGUCCAGAGUGUUCUUACCCGACCCCCGGACAGUCCUGACAAGGCAGAAACAGCAAGCGACUGCUCAGCACCUGAGACUACGACUCCCUCAGCUCCUCUGGCCCUGAUGCCACCGCCGCCCACUGGAACAUCUCAGCCGAUUACAAUGUCUCGAUCCCAAAUGCAAGUGCAUGUCAGUUACUUGCAACGGAGUACGACAGAGCUACGCAAGCAGCUGUCACAGUUACGCAAAAUACAGAUGCAGAAUCAGGACUCAGUGCACUCUUUGCUGAGGCAAGCAGAGGCCGAUUUGGGCCUUUGUCUGAUCGAAGCAUCUCGGACGCAGGAAGAUCCUCUACAACGCCAGCGCCUCCUCGUGGAGGAAGAGAGACUGCGCUAUCUCAAUGAAGAGGAACUGAUUAUACAGCAGCUACAUGAUCUGGAACAUUCAGUAGAAGAAAUGAAGACAGGGGCAGGGCUAAACCAUCAUUUGGUAACAGAACAAGAAGUGGAACAGAAAAUUCAAGAGCUCCGGAGGCUUGGAGAGACCCUGACCAAACUUAAGAAUCAGUUCCCGACACUGCAAAGUAAAAUGCGCGUGGUGCUACGAGUGGAGGUCGAGGCAGUGAAGUUUCUGAAGGAGGAACCUCUGAGGCUUGAUGCUUUAUUGAAACGCUGCAGAAAUGUCACAGAUACACUCGCACUGCUGAGGAGGCAGGUAUCAGAAGGCCUAUGGAAGACUCCGGAAGACUUCAGCAGCUGCAGCGAUGUUGACUUUACAAAGAGCUGUGAUCUGGACAUCCUAACAAGCCCUUCUCUGACCAGCCUACCUGACUUCACAGGCACUUUAACAGGCACUUCUGGUCUGUCAGGCUCCUUGACGAGCAACUCUGCCAGCAUAGUCUCUGGUGCCGGUCUGUCUAGUGCCCUUGGCACCAGUCUAGGCUUGAGUCUGAGUGCCACUGCUGGUUUAGCAGGCACUACCACUCUUGGGAACUGGCUGGCAAGCACAUCAGCUGUGGACAGCAGCAUGCCUGAGCAGGACGGCACCUCCGCAUGCACACCGAAGAGUCGUGGCAUCGAGGAUCUACCUACACGGAGAGAAACGGACAAAAGCGUGUCCGUGGAAGUCCGUUUGGCAGCGGAACGUGAUUGGGAAGAAAAGCGAGCAAGUUUAACCCAGUUCAGUGCCCAAGACAUAAAUCGUCUCUUGGAGGAGACACAAGCAGAACUGAUGAAGGCCAUCCCUGAUCUGGAUUUUGCUGCCAAACAGAUCACCAAACCUGCUGUGCCCCCAAAACCACAGCUGUCCUCUCUACCCAAACCUGCCUCACCAUCCUCCACACCAAGCUGUACACCUGAACACCAACCGGGAAAGCCACCACCUAAACCAGCUGGCAAGGAUGGCAUUCAACGAAGAGAAUCCGGGGAGCUAACCGUUCCACGGUAUCGAACAGAGAAGCCGUCCAAGUCUCCACCACCUCCACCGCCACGUCGCAGUUUUCCAUCAGGGCACAGGCUCACGACCAACAGCAGUGGCGAAGUUGUCAUCGUUAACAAGAGUGUUAAUAAAACUGAAAAGAACGAAAACUGUGAGGAGUCAGAUGCACAAGUCCAGUCUCAGACGCCACCUGUUAAACUCAGACGACCUUCGACCUCUGAAGGGCCUCGGCCCUCCUCCACGCCGCCGGUCAUUGCUGCUUCUGGGAUGAAGGAGGAUGAGGAUGAGGAGGAGAAGAUCAUGGCAGAGCUUGAGAUCUUCCAGCCAGCACUGGUAAAGCCCGUCACCCCCAAGUCCAUCAGCCUCCCACAGACCACCAGUCCCGAGAGCAGCGGUCCCAGUUUGGGCCUGUGGACAUGCAGCAGUUUGUGGUUAGAGAAUGCAGGCACUCCUCCAGGUUCGGGUAAGACGUUGUCGUCGUCGUCAUCGUCGUCGUCUCGCCUGAAGCAGCUGCAGCAGAGCGGCUUGGAGCACAAAAACAGGAAGCAGCGCGAGCAGCAGGGCCAGCAGCAGGCAUAACCAAACGCUGCGCUUCAUGCCCCAAAGACAGGAAAAGAUACAAAUUAAGGCCUACUCUCCUUCAAAUAGAGUUUAGGACCUUAAACUUUUUUAAAAAAGAAAAGAAAAAGCAAUCCUACUGAAGUGUAGGUCUAAUAUAUAGAUAGAUUUGCUCUUUUUUUUUUUUCCUGAGGCAUAACCCUUUUUGCAAACCAAUUCCCAUGUCCCUUUCUGGCCAAUCACAGCCUCUUUCUCUCCUUACUGGCAUGUCGCCAUUAAUUUCAGCCAAUCACUGUCCUUCGCUCUGUCCUCCCCUGAGAUCUGAUCCCAUCCAAGGUGAUUAGACCAUGAAGGUGAUCCGUGAGGACGACGCAUGCACCGGACCCUGAGUAGGAUACUGAACUGCAGGCUUGCACAUGUUAUAUCUAAUACAUUAGGGUAAGUUAGAGUAAUUAAUGUAAUAAUAUAUCACUGUAUGUACAGUAAAAGAACAUCGACAUCAGCACCAUGGGGUAUUUAACCUGUAACCCAUACACAGGCACUAAGUGAGCAAAUGUUAAUUAAUGUAUUGAGAUCAAUUAAUGGGAAAACUGGCACCUCGUAUAAGCGAAAAGGUUUAGCGACAAAUAAAAUGUAUUUUUAAUACAAUUUUGCUUCUUUAGUUUUGGACUGGAGCUUAAAGUCUAUGUAUAUAGCUAACAUAAUAUAGCUAAUAUAAUAUAGCUAACCAGUACUAGACGUCUGUCUCACUCCAAAAUCCUUUUCGUAAAUAAAUAUUGGACCCUUCCUAUACAUAAUUCUACGUUAUUACGCUACGCAAUGACAUCAUUAAGCUACUACGUUCACUAAGGAAUAAAACACGAUAGGGUGUGCUGUCAUAGAAAUAAUAAUAAUCAACAAAGCCACCACCUGGAAGUUGAUGGUUUUCCAUUGACAUUUACUUCCUCUCACGCCACAGCAAUUUGCCAACGAUUGCAAUUUUUCAAUUAUUAAUGAACGGCGUGCGUUUUACCCAUUUACAGUUACGUUUAUAGGAUGCUGCGGAACGUCCACGAAACAAGUCAGUUCCUGUUAUCGCUUAUGUUAUAGAAGCUACAAAAGGUCAUUCCCUCACUAACCUCUCAUUUUCUCUCUCUUGAAGUUAACAACAACAACAACAACAACAACAACAAACGUAGCUUGUCAUGGUACAGAGAAACCAGAAAGCGCAAAAAACUAAACAAAAAAAAAAAAGGGAGACUUACAAAGAACGGUUAAAUAAACUCUCUUUAAAGAAGCUUGACCAUAUCAAUGAUUAAACACUUUUCUUUGUUAAAUCAUAGACUUGUCUGCCAAGUCUCUGCGCAAGUUGUUACUAUAGAAACGAUAACAUACUAGAACUAAUGCAUUAAUAUAAACCUGUAUUCUGACUUGCAACUGCUGCUAUAGAAAAUUAAUCUGAACCUUCCGACCAAUCACAAUCCAGAAUUCAACAGCGCUGUGGUAUAAAAUCUUCCAGCCUGCCGUUAUAAAUCCAAGCUUAAGUUUUGGAGACGCUGUGUUGUAAAAACGUCAUCAAUGUAUACUCGACCACCAGGUAGCUAAUUUAUUAUUAUUUAUUAGAUAGAUUUCCAUUGGUUGUUUUGCAUUGUAGCUUCAGUGCACAAAAAAGAAGAAAAAAAAAUGAAAAAAGCAAACGCGUCUUGGCUAAUCAACUAUUUUUGUUGGGUGAAAGGGAAUAUUAUGUAAAUUAAAAUUUUUCGCCAAACCAUACCUCUAAACGAGCGGAAAAGUAACAAUUCUAUAGCACUUACAGAGAGACCUCACUAUACACAAAAUACAGAUCGUACGCAAAUUAGAAACUAACUGUGAUAACUGUGACUAAUUUUAGAUGUAUUUAUUACCAAAAUUGUGUUUAUGAAAUAUGCCUAUAUAGUGUUUGUAUGAUUAGAAUCUUUUGUAUUUUUGUAUUUUAGAAUGAAAGAGUGCACGGAAAAUCUGAAAAAACGAAAAACAUGAAAUAAUCGAAAGUAAAUUAAAAAAAAAAAACAAAAGAAAAGGGAAAAAAAAGGGUAACCUAUUGGGCGAGGUGCGCUUAUUUUCAGCAAGAGUGUUACAGAAAGAUACAAAGCUAUAUUCAAUUAGAGUUCAUCUUUCGAGUACAUUCUAAUAAUUCUAAUGAGGAAUAACAACUGAUUACACAGGAAUCUGAGUGAUAGUGAUAAAACCCUAUUUUCCCCCAAACACCAGUCAUUUCAGUUAUUUUUUUAAAUCAUUGAGCCUAACUGACAAUAAGAUCAGAUUUGGAUAUUAAUCAGAUUAAUCAGAUGUUGGAUAUUAAUUGGAACGGUUCCCGAUUUUUCAUUAAAAUUUUUUAUUUUGUGCUUGGAUUUAGCUUAAAGACAAUCAGAGCUGUUUUAAAUGUGAUUGCACGUGUAUUUUACGCACUAUAAGACGCACACAGAAAGCUCCGCCCCCUUUUUUGUCGCCGCAUUUGUGGCAUAGUUAUUUUUUUGUUUUUACUUUUGUAUACUGGUAUAGGCUGGUAAAGUUUUUGACCUGUUAUUGUUGCCAUUCCAUUUAGUUUUUGUGUUGCCAUAUUUCAUUUCAUUCUUUUCAUCCCAUUAGUGUUGCCAUAGUUAAGGUCCGUAUUGUUUUUGUCUCAUUAGUGUUGCCCGAUUUCAGGGCAGUAUGUUCUCUUUUCUGUCCUAUUAGAGUUGCCCUGUUACUUUUUGUCCCGUUACUGUUGUCACCGCAUUCGUUUUUCUCUCGUUAGUUUCACCUUAGUUCAGGGCAGUAUUGUAUUUGUCCCAAUAGUUUUGACUUCCUGUUUGUUUGUUGUUUGUCCUGUUUGGGUUCCCGUAGUUAAAGACUGUAUUUAACUGUAUGUUACUGUAGUUAAAUGGUGUAUUGUUUUUGUUCUAUUAGUGUUGUUACUGUCUGGAUUGUUUUAUUCCCAUUAGGUUUGCUGCCAUGUUACUUUUUGGCCUGUUAGUGUUGCCAUAGUUAAGGACUGUACUAUUUUUUUAAUACAUUAGUAAUACCAUCCUGUUACUUUUUGUCCUGUUAGUGUUGCCUCCCCAUUAGUUUCUGUCCCAUUCGUUUUUGUCCUGUUAGUUUUACUGCAGUUGAGGGCUGUAAUUUUUCUUCCAUUAUCCGCCCUGUUUAGGUUUUUUUGGGCCAUUUUAUUUAAACUUUAACCUUUGAUCCAGCCCUGAUAUUAAUCUGUUAAUAAAUUUUCCAGGCCAUGAAGAGAUCUAUCUGAUUUUUAUGUUUUGCUAACCUUUGAAUAACCCUCCAGUAACUGUGUCAUACCUCUUGGAUUAGCGGAGCUACCGUAAACCUGUUAACGCUUGUACGUACAGAAGAGAAACAAACACUGUUUUGCGUCUUAGAGUUUGGAAAAUACCAUGAAUGAGACUUACUAAAUGAUUUAUAAUUGCAGUGGACUUUUAGUCGUUGCUGCUAGUCCUGCUAUUGUGGAUUUCACAACAUUAUCGACUCAGACACUGAGCCAGUUUGAUUCACCUUUGAAAAGGUGGCCGCUGGCAUAAAAAAAGAAGAUAUUUUCUAUUAUAUGCAUUGCACUUUUUAAAAAAAACUGAUGUAAUUCUUGGGUACUAGCCAACAAAAAUCACCGAAGCAUGACACAAGCUGAUAAAGCACAUGUAGGGGUGUCGGAAUGAAAAGUGUAGAAAAACUUCAACUGUACAUAGACUGUGCUAUUCGAGUGUACUAAUUUAGUGACUUUGUAUGUAAGAUUUUUUUUUUUUAAAUAUAAAUGUUAAUAACAAGAUGUUAGUGAGAAAACAAUCCGAGCUCACACAAAAUUCGUAAGAUUUCAAACAGGUGAACGCUAUUCUGACACGCUUCAUUCGGUUGACGUUUUACACCGACUCCGAACUUUAACUUACCCAUUCGUACAAGGCGGCUCGAGUGAAUUCUUACGAAUUUUGCCGCUGUGAGACCACGUCGGUGAAACUGCAUGUACAGUAUACCUGAAGUCUGCAUGCAGAAGCUGCUUUUUGAGUGUAAAAUAGAAAUGAGUUCUGUAUAAUAAAAAAAAGAAAGAAAAGAUAUUUUUUGUUAAAGAUAGUAUGUUACUGUAUGUGUCGGUGGGCCGAUCUCACUCGCUUUACUGUCAUCUGUAACCUUAUAACUAAAACAACUGUUCGAAACUGACGAACCACGAGCGAUGUAUUUGGCUAGUUAGGAGAUAUCCAGUAGCUCAUCCAUGUUAAAGAACGUGUCGAGUGUUUACAGAAUAACCAUGUGAUUAUAACAAUAAUGCACAUUUUGACCAAUAUGAAUACAGCUGUAUUGAGAAAUUAUAAUGCUGCUCUUGUG
Molecule: messenger RNA, 8157 nt
Organism: Ictalurus punctatus (channel catfish)
Lineage: Eukaryota; Metazoa; Chordata; Actinopteri; Siluriformes; Ictaluridae
Gene: srcin1b
Product: SRC kinase signaling inhibitor 1b
Exons: 20
Coding region: 382-3852 (1156 amino acids)
Biological process (GO): regulation of dendritic spine morphogenesis
Cellular component (GO): postsynaptic density; actin cytoskeleton; cytoplasm
Source: RefSeq, a predicted model, not a curated record